Molecule: messenger RNA, 762 nt
Organism: Phlebotomus papatasi
Lineage: Eukaryota; Metazoa; Arthropoda; Insecta; Diptera; Psychodidae
Gene: spag4
Product: SUN domain-containing protein 2
Exons: 2
Coding region: 1-762 (253 amino acids)
Biological process (GO): nuclear envelope organization
Cellular component (GO): nuclear envelope
Molecular function (GO): protein-membrane adaptor activity
Source: RefSeq, a predicted model, not a curated record
AUGCGAAACAUUAUCUAUUACCUCAUCAGUGCAUCCGUGAGUCUCCUCUGCUACACCUACAUCUCUUCGUAUCUGCAAUUUGAAAGACGGAUUUCAUCCUUGACUAAAACUCUCGAGUAUAUAACGACGGAAAUCCAAUAUGACGUUCAACAGAGACAGGCUAGGUUUGAGAAUGAUAGGAAAGAACUUGAAGAUUUGAGGUACCAGGUAGCCCAAUUUGGGAGUAUCGUCCAGAGGAGUCAGUCAGUCAAUUUAGCUCAAGAUACACUGGGAGGGAGAGUUAUUGAGGUUUCUGGACUCUUUCUGAAUUUGCCUAAAUGUCCCUUUGCACCUCUCAGGGAAAUGUUUGGUCUCCCCUGUUGUCCAGCUUGUAAAAUUCUUAAAUCUGGAUCUGUGCCCAGUGGUGAUUGUAUCGCUUUUCAGGGAACAAAAGCUUCCUUUGUUAUCAAGUUGAUGGAAUUCGCUCACAUUGAAUCUCUUUCUCUGGAGCAUAUUCCUGUUGCUCAGUCUCCAACGGGAGAGAUCUCAUCAGCUCCCAAAGAAUUUUCUGUAUCAGCUAUUGCGGAAAAUGGUAAAGAAAUCUAUCUGGCUGGAUUUAUUUAUGCCCUCCCAGGGGAUCAUGUGCAAGAAUUCAGGCUAGCUCAGCCCACUAGGAAAACAUUCAAUACUGUCAGGAUUAAUUUCAAAACUAACCAUGGUCAUCCGGAAUAUACCUGCGUCUACCGCAUAAGGAUCCAUGGAAUCCUUAGUCCCAAGAAUUAA